Messenger RNA from Neoarthrinium moseri, 2223 nucleotides. RefSeq lists its product as uncharacterized. Gene Ontology annotation, molecular function: methyltransferase activity. The transcript has a single exon. Bases 1 to 2223 code for a protein of 740 amino acids. Gene Ontology annotation, cellular component: nucleus. NCBI's taxonomy places the organism in Eukaryota, Fungi, Ascomycota, Sordariomycetes, Amphisphaeriales, Apiosporaceae. The record is from RefSeq and is a predicted model, not a curated record.
AUGGUAGGACAGCAAGAGCUGAGAACAUGCAUGAUUAAUGAGGAAGAGGAGGAGGCAGCCCUUGACGACAUCCAAGCCUCUGUUGAAAAACGGAUUCGAUUGGGAGGAGCGCCGAGUCAAUUCCAGACCACGGCCAACAGCAAUGAAGAACACACCGGCAAUGAAGUCAGCAUUGCCAAGACUGAGUCAUCAGGCAUGGACGAGGAGACGACAGAAGGGGAUCUGUGCUCAGAAAUCGCGACAGUGAUCGACUUGACAGGCGAUGAACCUGCGACGGAAUCUCCUGACCAGGACAACCAACAAGUGAGGCCUCCAUCGCCAGUUCGCAAUGCCCCUGUUAGCGAGAGUGAAAAGAUACCAUUCAUCCUGCAUGGCGACGACAAGCUUCUGCUGAAGCCAAGAGUGGUGGUGGAGAUUGAGGAAAUCACAAACUUGUACCACGCAUCGUUCCUCCAGAUUCAGUACAUCAUUCAGUCUUCGUCAACGACAGUACUCCGCGGCUUGCCAUUCACUCGGACCAGAAACCUCCGAGGCCAGCUGCAGAGGCUUCGGAAUGAGGUCUGCCAGAUCCUCCAAAUCGACGCCGACGAUGGCAGGCCAGACGAGGAGCAAGCUGCGGUUGAAGUCCCCGUGGAAAGUGUGAUUAGACUCCGUGAUGUUCAUUGCACCAACUCGAAUUUUCCCAGCCACAGAUACCCAAGUGUCUACCACGGCACUGAUGAGGUCGAAGAGAAAGCCAUGCUUGCUUGUCGUUGGAAGUACCGCCUUGUGUACAAGAAUUCUGCAGCUCGUGGCAAGAAGCAAGCUCCUUCGCAGUACAUUAUCGCCCAUUUAGCAGCCCACGAGGCUUCCACAGAUCACAGUCGAGUCAGCGAUCGCGCGCGAUUGAACGCCUGGCGCGGCAGUAUUGCUCGUGGUGGCUCAUAUAACAUUAACACCAAUGAAGACUUGCAAGCUAUUGAAGAUGUUGACGAGGACUUUGAUGCUGAUCCCGACUGGACUGAUAAGAAGCCUGGCCAGCGGUACACCAUCGGCGAUAUGUUCUGUGGUGCAGGAGGCACUUCUCUGGGUGCCCAGCAAGCUGGCUUUCAUAUUAGAGUGGCAUGCGAUCAUGCAAAAUACGCUUGUAUGACACAUCGGCACAACUUCCCUCUGACAGAUCUCCGAGAAAGCGAUAUUUAUAGUUUCAUUCACGAGGAUUUGGUCUGGGGUGGGGGAAGGGACUAUGUGGAUGUUUUGCAUCUGUCGCCUCCUUGCCAGUUCUGGUCUCCGGCUCACACAGUGCCAGGCGUGAAUGAUGAAGCUAACAUAGCCGUCUUGUUCUCGUGUCGAGAGUUGGUCAAGAAACUCAAGCCCCGAAUCUUUACCUUGGAACAGACCUUCGGCAUCCUCCACCCUCGCUUCGAGCACUAUUUCAAUGCUCUCGUGCAGGGCUUCACUCAGUUCAGCUACUCUGUCCGUUGGAAAGUUGUAGAUCUCCGUGAUUGGGGCCUACCAUCGAGGCGCAAUAGGCUCGUCAUGAUAGGCGCCUGUCCUGGUGAGAACCUUCCACCAUUCCCUCGAUCUACUCAUACCGGAAUCCCAUUUCCGAAGUCCAACCUCAAGCCUCAUGUCACGGUCGCACAAGCUCUGGCGAAGAUCUCACCAAAUGCUACAAUGCACGAGAAGAAACACAAUCGAUACAAGAAGUCCUGGGACCCAAAUGUCCCUCUUACACGAUGCAUCACUACACAUGGAGGGUAUGGCAAUUACCAUUGGCGCGGAAGGCGCGACUUCACUCUGCGCGAGCUUGCUACCAUGAACGGGUUUCCUGUUACUUACCAGUUUUCGAACCGAGAUACCAAGAAACAGAUUGGGAAUGCCUUCCCUCCGUCUGUCGUCAGAGUUCUGUUUGGACAUAUUCGAAAAUGGCUCGAGAGCAGGGACAGAGUCAACCCGGUAGAAGAACAGGCAGUAAACGAGGAUGAACCGGAAUACGAAGCGACUGUGACAGAUAUCGAGGAUGACGAACUCGAAUUCAUCCGGGAGACCGCUAGGAGGCGAGAGAGUGGGCAGGAGUCGGACAAGAGUCUGGAGCCGAUGGAGGUCGAUGGAGCUGUGUGUUGCAUCGACUCAAAUCAGCAGUCCAAAUGCAUGCCAAGAGGGAGCAUCGUUGAUUUGACUCUUGAUUCACCUGAUAAUGCCGGACCAGAUAGCCCGGUCACUGUGUCCGAUGACGACUAA